Penicillium samsonianum is the source of this 579-nucleotide messenger RNA. RefSeq lists its product as uncharacterized. Bases 1 to 579 code for a protein of 192 amino acids. The record is from RefSeq and is a predicted model, not a curated record. Lineage: Eukaryota; Fungi; Ascomycota; Eurotiomycetes; Eurotiales; Aspergillaceae. The transcript has a single exon.
AUGGAGGGGCGCUGUGAUGGCCACACAAUUAGCGGCAUUGCUUACCUCAUGUGCCGCGCUCUCGACAUGGAUGUUGUGGAACUGGCAGACCAGGGCAAAGCCGGAGCCGUCGACAAAAAAGGAGGACAGGCCUACGACAACUAUAGUCAUGGCUGCAGGGAAAUGAAGCCAACCGAUGUACCAUCUGUCCCAUUUGACGUUGUGUUCGAUGGAAAGGGUCGCGGACUCAAGGUCCUCUGGAGUGCGUUGGCAAAGGCCCUUGUUUCCUAUCUGACUUUCCUUGUGGCCCGCGCGGGUUUGGAAAGAUUUCCACUAUCGGACCAACGGCCGGGCGGUUUAAGAUUCCUCUUUAUUCCAUCAUUAUUGUCCAUCGCAUUAGCGGCUAAAUCAUCCUGGCCUAGCAAUCUUUUUAGCCUAUCGAAACGUUUGUUGGGAAACACCUACUGUCAAAUGUUACAAAUCCUUUCUAAAAUUGAGUCGAACCCUAGCUUGGUCUCGGUUCAUAUUGUCGUUGUCCGUUAUCGCUGUGGCGAGAUGGCUAAACAACACUCUCCACGCCAAAUCACGCGCAUUUUCUGA